Molecule: messenger RNA, 3320 nt
Organism: Pangasianodon hypophthalmus (striped catfish)
Lineage: Eukaryota; Metazoa; Chordata; Actinopteri; Siluriformes; Pangasiidae
Gene: klhl38b
Product: kelch-like family member 38b
Exons: 4
Coding region: 1026-2591 (521 amino acids)
Molecular function (GO): protein binding
Source: RefSeq, a predicted model, not a curated record
ACAGUAUAGAUCUCUAGAGACAUCUGUAGAUACAACUAUUGGAUAUAGAUGACUAUAGCAACUGUCACAUCUUUAACUUCAAUUCUUUAAUGCUAUAUACACAUACAUCAGGUUGUAUCCGCUGUUCUGAGUUGAUAGUUAUUAGAGACUAACAUAAGAAACUAACAUGAUAAGUAAAUAUUAUUAUAUUGUGUUAAAAAGAAGACAUUUAACAUGUUGGUUCUUUCUUGCAAAGAAUAAAUAAAAUGUGAACAGUUCUCUUGCAAGAACAUUGCUAUCGUUUUAGCAUGUGAAGACAUCUGAAGUAGAAACAUGAUGAUAAAACAUGCAUUCUUGUGAGCUAGAAAAAAAAAUAAAUCAUGCGUGGUAUGUGUAAUUAAAUAUUCUCUAUAUAACCUUAUGGAAUUUAAUGUCUGUUUAAUCAGUCUUAUAAUAAAGCUGUUGUAGCUUAGAAAAAAUGGCAAACGCUGUGGUGUAGUGGCAAAGCGGGCAGCAUUGCUGCUUCACAGCUUCAGGAUCUCUGGUUCGAUCUUGAGCUGAGUUUUUGUGCAUGUACUCCCCAUGUCCAUGUGAGUUUACUCUGGGUUCUCCGGUUUCCUCCGACCUCCCAAAAUCUAGUAGGUUGAUUGGCUGAGAUAAAUUGCGCCUAAUUGUGCAUGAGCGUGUGAAUGUGUGUGCAUGGUGCCCUGCAAUGGACAGGAGUCCCAUCUAGGAUGUAUUCCCGCCUCACACCCAAUGUUCCCAGGAUAGGCUCCAGAAAAUGUGUUGUUUAAUGAUUGCUAAUAGUGGGUCUGACUUCUGUCUCUACUGAAUGACAACAACUCACUGAUAGCAUAUUCAGCUUAGAUGGUGCAUUAACGGAGGUCCUCCACUAUAAAGACAAAGAGCUGUUGUCCACCCUCCCCUUGCAGCUGAACAACUUGAGGAAAGAGCAAAUCCUCACAGAUGUUGUCCUUUGUUCUGAUGGCAAUGAGAUCCCCUGUCACCGUAAUGUUCUGGUGUCCAGCAGCCCCUAUUUCCAUGCUAUGUUCUGCAGCAACUUUUGUGAAAGACACCAGGCUCGGGUGGAUAUGCAGGGAGUUCCCUAUAAUGCCCUGAACAGCAUUGUGGACUAUGUUUACACAGGAGCCGUUAGUAUUACAAUGGAGUCAGUUCUCCCUCUGAUGCAAGCUGCUGCCAUGCUACACUAUGAGCGGCUUUUCGAGGCAUGCUCAACCUUCUUGCAGGCCCAGCUCAGGCCGGACAACUGCUUGAGCAUGAUCCGCCUUUCAGAGAUUCUACACUGCACCAGUUUGCAGCAGAAAGCUCGAGAGAUGGCUGUGAAAAGCUUCUCUGACGUUAUGACUUCCGAGGACUUCUGUGAACUCUCCCUGAAAGAGUUGGUUGGUUACUUAGAAGAUGACCAGUUGUGUGCUGAGGAGGAGCAGGUGUUUGAAAUCCUCCUGGCUUGGAUCCAUCAUGACCCUUUUGCCCGCCAAGGUGCUAUCCACGACCUUUUCCGACAGGUGAGGCUACGACACAUCCACCCCUCCUACCUCUUCCAGUUCAUUGCCAGUGAUCCAUUGGUGCAGUCCUCCUCCCUUUGUACUGAGAUCAUUGAAUCAGUCAGACGUCUCCUCUUUUCUGUUGGUUCCCAUUGUCCGGGUGAACUGCAACCAUUCUGGACUGCUCCACGACGUCAUGCCUUUAAAGAAGCUCUAGUCGUUGUAGGUGGGCGUAAAAACAAUGAGCGCACAUCUCGCGAGGCGCUGCUAUUUGAUGAACAGACAGGGUGCUGGCAAUGGCUGGCUAAGUUACCUGUACGACUCUAUCGUGCCUCUUACGUCUGCAUGCACAGCAUCCUGUAUGUUCUGGGAGGUCUCACCAUGACCACAGGAGGAGGUGGUGUACCUUCUGCCACAGUUUACACACUCUCCCUAAAAAUGAAUCAGUGGAGGGUUGCAGAGCCCAUGCUGGUGCCUCGAUUUGGCCAUCAGAGCAUCUCCUAUCUACAGUUCAUCUUUGUUUUAGGUGGCAUUACAGGUGACAGACAGAUCUCCAAUGGGGUGGAGAGAUACAAUACCAUGUUCAACCUAUGGGAGUCCAUGGCUCCAUUGCCAGAAGCAGUUCAGCACCCUGCUGUAGCAGCACAUAACCAGAGAAUCUAUGUAUUUGGUGGGGAAGAUGCCAUGCAAAAUCCAGUACGAAUGAUUCAGGUGUACCACAUUGGAAGAAAUCUCUGGUGUAAAAUAGAGAACAGGAUGGUGAAGAAUGUUAGUGCCCCUGCUUCAGUAAUUGAUGGCAAAAUCUAUAUUAUUGGAGGCUAUACAAGAAGAAUGGUGGCAUAUGACAUUAAAGCAAACAGAUUUAUUAAAUGUAAGAAUAUGAAAGAGAGAAGGAUGCAUCACUCAGCCACCGUCAUCAACAACAGACUCUAUGUCACUGGGGGACGAUACAUUAACAGCCAUAAUGAUGUCCAGGAUUCAGACAGCUUUGACUGCUAUGACCCAGAGACAGAUGCAUGGACAUCAAAAGGCACUUUGCCAUUUAAACUCUUUGACCAUGGCUCAGUUCAGAUGGUGUGUAUCUCACACAAGCCUUUUCCCACAUGAAUGUGAUUAUAAUGCUGCUGAAAAUUCAGCACUGUGUACACAGAGUGGUCAUUGAAUGCUGAAUGAGAAAGCUAUGUCUAUAAGUAAAAAGCUUUCAAUGACUUAGAUGCAUGCAGGAAUCUGCAUGUGUUUUACAGAAUCAUGUAUGAUGAAUAUAAGUUGUAGUUGAUGAGUUACAUGACGUACAGCUGUUCUAGUCACAUAGGGAACUUGAUCAUAAGAUAUUCUAGAUAUGCAAUAAAAGAGCAGCAUCAUUUGAGCAUAUAACAACUCAUUGUAACGUAGCAAUAACUCUUCCUCAAAAUCUUAGGUCACAUUUACCAGAUGAUUGAGCAAGACAUCUUGGCAGUUUUUCCAUUUCUUUUAAAUGUACUGUAAGUAGGUAUGCACAUGAGUUAUUUAGUUUAAAUGCUCCUUUAAUGUCUAGCACUUUGUAGUGAAUGCUUUCAUUAUCCACACAACUUUAUCCAAAAACAUUCCUACAAUUUCCUAUUCACUGAUUCUUCUAAUGAGUUUCCAUCGUCCCUUGAAACAGUGUCUGCAGCUCUAUAUCAAAUUCUAUAUUGUAUUAAGUUUUAUUUUUCAAUUCAGUUUUGAAACAUGAAAUAUGUUCUGCAAUUAUUAUAAAAUUGUUCACAUUUCAAAGACAUUUCAAUGUAUAAUAUUUAUUUUAUUUCAGUGUUUAAUAUUGAUUUUAAAAUGUAAUAAAGCAUACCUUAUGUUUUAGAU